AUGUCGGACAACGAAGGACCCCGCCGCGACCAUGAUUCGUCGAGCCGCGACCAACGCGACAAGAAGCGCAAAUGGGCCGACAAAGACCGCAGAAAUGCUUCGCGGGGAGGUGGUGGACGGCACCAGCAUGGAAGCCGUCCGAAUAAGAAAAGAAAUAUGGGGCGUAAGGAACAUCACUCUACCCAACUAGACCGACGGGACCGCAAUGCCGAACAACAAGCCAAGUAUAAGGAGCAAGAGGAAAAGGGCGAGGACCGGCCCGCCCUGCCUGCGGCGUUCCCUGCAGAGGAAGUCGAGGCAGAAGAGCGCAGGCCGAAGCGCAAAGUUGCAGUUAUGAUCGGCUACUCAGGUACCGGCUACAAGGGCAUGCAGAUCGACUACAAGCAAAAGACCAUUGAAGGAGACCUCUUCAACGCUUUUGUCGCCGCUGGCGCCAUAUCCAAGGCAAACGCAUCCGACCCCAAGAAAUCCUCCCUCGUUCGUUGCGCGCGUACCGACAAGGGUGUCCAUGCAGCAGGCAACAUUGUGUCGUUGAAGUUGAUCAUCGAAGAGGAAGAUAUCGUGGACAAGAUCAACAGCCAUCUCCCCGAGCAGAUCAGGGUGUGGGGCAUCCAGCGAACCAUUGGCUCCUUCAGCUGUUAUCAGGCGUGCGACUCACGGUGGUACGAAUACUUGAUCCCGACCCACUCGUUCCUCCCGCCGCAUCCUUCGAGCUACCUAGGGAAAAAAUUGGAGGAGUUUGCGGAGGCGGAGAACGAUGUGGAGGGAUACCGCGAGCGACAGGCUGAGGUAGCCGACUUCUGGCCUGAGACGGAAGAGAAGCACAUCAAGCCCAUUCUGGACUCGCUGGACGAUUCGAUACGAUCCCUCGUACAAGAAGCGCUUUACAACGUUGAAGCGAUCGAUGCACCGCCUGGACAAGAUCGUAUAGUCGAUGCAUCGAUUGAUCAUGAGACCAAGCAAGAGAAGCCUACGGACGUCGAAGCGGCGGAGCAAACUGCAAAGCCAGACGAAGGUGGGCUCGACACAAGCGGAAACCCACCAGACGAGGUCAAGCAAGUCAUCGACACGAUACAACAAAAUGAACCCAGCAUCACUCUCGACAGCUCCACUGACGGUUCUCGUCCCCUCCCUGAAGGCGUAGUCAACCAACCGGUCCUCGAGGAAGCCAUCAAAACUCUGAAGAAGGCAUACCUGGACGUCAAGAAAGCAUAUCGCAUAUCUCCCGAGCGACAAGCGCGUGUACAAGCCGCACUUGACAAGUACCUUGGAACCCACCGCUACCACAACUACACCGUGCACAAGAAGUACAAUGACAAGUCCGCCCAGCGCUAUAUCAAGAGCUUCAAAGUCGCACCCAAGCCCAUCAUUAUCAACGAUACAGAAUGGUUGAGCCUAAAGGUACACGGCCAGAGCUUCAUGAUGCACCAGAUCCGCAAAAUGGUUGGCAUGGCCGCCCUGACAGUACGAUGCGGUACCGAUCCUGAAAUCAUGGACAAGAGUUUCGGUAACGAAGUUGUCCGGAUACCCAAGGCCCCCGGCCUGGGCUUAUUACUCGAGAGGCCGGUGUUCGACUCGUACAACGCAAAGUCUGCUAAGCAACACGGACGCGAGACGAUUGACUUUGACAAGUACAACGACAAGAUUGAAGACUUCAAGGAGAAGGAGAUUUACCAGCGCAUCUUCCGCGAAGAGGCAGAAGGCAACCAAUUCAACACCUUCUUCACACAUCUGGAUAAUUACAAGGACCCACAGUUCCUUUACCUGACCUCUGGUGGUAUCGAAGCCACCAAGAGGAAGCGCGAAGACAAAUCCACGCAACAAAAAUACGAGGAGGAUUCGGAGGAUGAGAACGCGAGUGGUGGGGAGGGUUGA
Messenger RNA from Alternaria novae-zelandiae, 1875 nucleotides. RefSeq lists its product as uncharacterized. Gene Ontology annotation, cellular component: nucleus. Gene Ontology annotation, molecular function: pseudouridine synthase activity; RNA binding. Gene Ontology annotation, biological process: mRNA pseudouridine synthesis; tRNA pseudouridine synthesis. Lineage: Eukaryota; Fungi; Ascomycota; Dothideomycetes; Pleosporales; Pleosporaceae. The transcript is spliced from 3 exons. The record is from RefSeq and is a predicted model, not a curated record. The coding region runs from base 1 to 1875 and encodes 624 amino acids.